Messenger RNA from Acipenser ruthenus (sterlet), 6814 nucleotides. It is a transcript of the gene slc5a9, whose product is annotated as solute carrier family 5 member 9. Gene Ontology annotation, molecular function: D-glucose:sodium symporter activity. Lineage: Eukaryota; Metazoa; Chordata; Actinopteri; Acipenseriformes; Acipenseridae. Bases 1341 to 3344 code for a protein of 667 amino acids. The record is from RefSeq and is a predicted model, not a curated record. The transcript is spliced from 14 exons. Gene Ontology annotation, cellular component: plasma membrane. Gene Ontology annotation, biological process: transmembrane transport.
GAGAGGCAGUAAAUUAGAAGCUACAGAAAUGUUGCUCUGAUAACUUGAUAAUGUACACACAGUAUAAUCAUGUAAUUGUAAUUGUGGGAGGGCACUUAUAUGCAAGAUCAGCACAUAGGCCUGGGUGUAGGAUUAUUUUAGGAAAGAGAUGAAAAGCACAAACUCAUAAUCCGAUUUAAAAAUGUUUUUUGUCACAAGGUAUCGUGCUAGUGUACAGUAAAGCAUAUUUAUAAACAUCGAAGCCCCCACACUUUGUAUUUACAUUGAUCUUUAGCUAUAAGGGCGCUUAUACUCAAACAGGCACAUGUACCCAAGUAUUAGGCUAUGCAACUAUUUGCAGGAUUAUAUGGUACUGUUAAUAAUAUAUUUAAAUUAAUAUUAACCACUUAUUACAUUAACACAUUUUCAAAUGGGUAACAACUUUUUGAACCCCAAAGUUGCACUGAUGUACAUCUGUGGAUACAUUUUUGUAAAUGUUAACUUUUUCUCACAAUAGAUCACGGAACCAAAGUAAAACUUUGCCUCCAGACAUACACCAGUCUCACUGCAUAUGUUCACAGCAUUAUCACUCUUUUAGACCAUAUACAUGUAUUUCUCUUUUCUACCCUACCAGGACAACAGACCAUCAGAAAUUAAAUGACUUUGAUGCAUUAUCCAUGCAGAAUUAACAAAUGCACAUUACUUUAUCCUCCCUAAAUAAACCUACCUGUUUUCUUUUUUCACAUUCCUCUUUUGUUUUUAUCACUUUGGAAAUUCCCUCAUCCUCAGUACCGUUUUUAUGGUGAUCAUUGACAUUAUAUGGGAAAUAUUGUGUAGUUCUUUUAAUUAGUAAGCAAGCAGAAUAUGUAUGUGAAGUGAUCUAUGAAUUACAGGUAAUGUCAACAUGGGUUUUGUGCUCUUUGACGGGACAAAAUGUUCUUUGAUGGCCCUUUUACAAGUUCCUCUGUACUUUGAUGGUAAUAUUUUAAGUGUCGAUUUUGAAAAAAAAAUCUUCCUGUUAAAAACAUAAUAAAUAUAAAAAUCAUUGAAGUUCUCAGAAUUGAAUAACAUUAGUUGUCUGUCAGUAAGGAAAUAAAAAAAACAAAAUACAAUCAGAGGUAAACUAUAACAUCUUCAAGGUGGGUGUGAUUUUUAUUCACUUGGUAGCCAUCAUCUGCAAUUGUGUAGUUUUGUCAAGACUGCUGAAUCUCCUGUUUGUUCCUUGUAUGUGCAUUUCACAAUAUCUGUGUUGGGAAUUAUUACCAGCAUUUCAGCGUGUUAAUAAUUACAGCUAGAAGGAGAGCUGGCCUCAAAGUUCACACUAGUAGUGUUUUGGCAGGGCUCAUUCACACAUAGCUAUCAUGAGCGUAGGAACAGAAGCCACCCUGGGCACCUCCGCCCCUGAUUCGGAGAAGAUUUUUGCCUUGGAGAUUCCUGACAUCGUUGUUAUUGUCAUAUAUUUUGUUUUUGUGAUCGUGGUGGGAAUUUGGUCUUCCAUUAGAGCAAGUCGUGGGACGGUGGGAGGCUACUUCUUGGCUGGAAGAUCUAUGACAUGGUGGCCUAUCGGCGCAUCUCUGAUGUCCAGCAAUGUGGGCAGUGGUCUGUUCAUCGGUCUGGCGGGGACCGGAGCGGCUGGGGGGAUAGCUGUCGGAGGCUUCGAGUGGAACGCUGCCUGGGUCCUCAUUGCACUGGGCUGGGUUUUCGUGCCAGUCUAUAUUGCAGCCGGGGUGGUCACUAUGCCUGAGUACUUAAAGAAACGAUUUGGAGGACAAAGGAUCCGCAUCUACAUGUCUGUGCUGUCUCUGAUCCUGUACAUAUUCACAAAGAUAUCAACAGACAUCUUCUCUGGAGGUCUCUUCAUCCAAGUGUCCCUGGGCUGGGACCUCUACAUCUCCACUGUGGUGCUCUUAGUGGUGACUGCUGUCUACACCAUUGCUGGAGGCCUGACUGCUGUCAUUUACACAGAUGCCCUGCAGACAGUCAUCAUGCUGGUGGGAGCCUUUGCCCUCAUGUUUAUAAGCUUUGAGAAAGUGGGCUGGUACGAGGGACUCCUUCUGAAGUACAAUGAAGCUGUGCCGACUCUCACUGUGCCCAACACCACCUGUCACCUGCCCCGAGCAGAUGCCUACCACAUGUUCCGAGACCCGGUCUCAGGAGACUUGCCCUGGCCUGGCCUCAUAUUCGGACUCACUGUCCUGGCUACCUGGAACUGGUGCACGGACCAGGUGAUAGUACAGAGGUCCCUUUCUGCCAAGAACCUGUCCCAUGCAAAGGGUGGCUCGGUGUUGUGUGGCUACCUCAAGAUGCUGCCCAUGUUCCUCAUUGUGAUGCCAGGCAUGAUCAGCCGGGCGCUUUACCCAGACGAUGUGGCCUGCGUAGUUCCCUCGGAGUGUGAGCGGAUUUGCGGAGUGAAGGUGGGCUGUUCAAAUAUAGCCUACCCCAAACUAGUAGUGGAGCUGAUGCCAGUCGGUCUGCGUGGUUUGAUGAUCGCUGUGAUGAUGGCAGCCCUCAUGUCUUCCCUCACCUCCAUCUUCAACAGCAGCAGCACACUCUUCACAAUGGAUAUUUGGAAGAGAAUCCGCAGUAAUGCCUCAGAGAGAGAACUCAUGGUCGUAGGCAGAGUGUUCGUCGUUAUUCUGGUAGUUGUGAGUAUUCUGUGGAUCCCCAUCAUCCAGUCAGCUAAUAGUGGGCAGCUUUUCGACUAUAUUCAGGCCAUCACCAGCUACCUGUCCCCACCCAUCGCUGCUCUGUUCAUCAUGGCGGUGUUCUGGAAGAGGGUCAACGAGUCGGGGGCAUUCUGGGGCCUGAUGAUUGGCUUGAUGAUUGGGUUCAUCAGGAUGAUCAUGGAGUUUGUGUACACAGUGCCUUCUUGUGGUGAGGUAGAUAACAGGCCUGCGCUGGUGAAGGACGUGCAUUAUCUGUACUUCGCCAUGAUCCUGCUCACUGUGACUGCUGGGGUCAUCACUGUGGUCAGCCUGUGCACUCCAGCUAUUCCAGACCAACAUCUUGUUCGAAUGACCUGGUGGACAAGACACAGCAAAGCCCUCCUUGUGGAGAAUGAUGACCCCUGGUCUCGAACCGCAGCAGUUACCUCUGACCCUGCCCAAACGAACGGAGAGAAACCUGCUGGCCUAGAGAAUGAGGAGCCACAGCUGACAGCAGAGCCCCCGGCCUGGAAGAAGCUGGGGCUCUGGUUGUGUGGCCUGUCCAACAGCCCCCAGCCGGAGAUGAGUGUGGAAGAGAGAGCGGAGCAGGAGAAGAAGCUCACCUGCAUUGAGGAGCAACCGUUCUGGAGAAACUUCUGCAACAUCAACGCUCUCCUGCUGCUCACUGUGAAUGUGUUCCUCUGGGGCUACUUCUCAUGAGCAUCACUGUAGAGGUGUAGAUACUGUAUAUACACACAUCCCUGCAGAAAGAGGUGUAGAUACUAUAUAUACACACACAUCCCUGCAGAGAGGUGUAGAUACUGUAUAUACACACACAUCCCUGCAGAGAGGUGUAGAUACUGUAUAUACACACACAUCCCUGCAGAGAGAGGUGUAGAUACUGUAUAUACACACACAUCCCUGCAGAGAGAGGUGUAGAUACUGUAUAUACACACACAUCCCUGCAGAGAGGUGUAGAUACUGUAUAUACACACACAUCCCUGCAGAGAGGUGUAGAUACUGUAUAUACACACACAUUCCUGCAGAGAGGUGUAGAUACUGUAUAUACACACACAUCCCUGCAGACAGAGGUGUAGAUACUGUAUAUACACACACAUCCCUGCAGACAGAGGUGUAGAUACUGUAUAUACACACACAUCCCUGCAGAGAGAGGUGUAGAUACUGUAUAUACACACACAUCCCUGCAGAGAGGUGUAGAUACUGUAUAUACACACACAUCCCUGCAGAGAGGUGUAGAUACUGUAUAUACACACACAUUCCUGCAGAGAGAGGUGUAGAUACUAUAUAUACACACAACACACGCGCCUGCUUGAAACGUGUGUCAGCUGGACUAAUGUUUUUUUUAGUGUGGCCUAUUUAAUGUUAUUUGCAGUUUCUACUUGUGAGAUGUACGGUAUACAAUAUUUUCAAACUAGCUGGAAUGAGCCCACAUCCUUUUGAACACCAGAGGGCAGUAUUGUAAUUUUCUUUUUCUUCAGAGUUUCCAGAUCAAUUCCCUUUUGGUUAUCCUCAGUAAGUAUUAAUGUUUUUUUGGCUAGUUUCUGUGGAACAACUCAGCCUGUAAAGUGAUCAUUGACUGUCUCUGAUCUCUGACUAAUGAGGGAUUUUAAUGUUUAUUAAUAUCAAUCAGAUUGCUAAACCCAAUUCUCAGUCAAACACUAAUGGACUUUUUUAGAUGCUGACAAUGAGUCUCCUUAGGACAUUAAGCAACAUGCUCCACUUCCACUGAAAAAUACAGAAAUAGAUUGAUGAUGCCUGGUGUAUUAAAUUAAUGGACACUGGCUGGAUUAAGUGGGUAAGAAACAGUAUUUCACAAUGCAGUUAAUAUAAGUAUGUAACAGAGCGGAGGCCAAGAACGAACUGGCGACCCCGCACAGUGCAAGACAGCAUCUUCACCGCUAUGUAAAAGAGCCAGGCUUGUCUGUAUUCACUGACAGGAGACAAAAUCGCUAACGGCAGUGCACACAACAGUGACUGUUACAUAUGCAAUACUGCGGGCCCUUCACUGGUCAGAUAGCGGAAUAAUGAGGGAGUGCUUUAUAGGCUUGCUCAUUUCCAGGGGCUUACAAAAUGCUGCAAUACAAUACGAGUACUUAUUUGACUGGGAUUCUUCAUCAGAACGCCCUAUUAUUUUUACAGCAGGUCUCGCCACUUUCAGUUUGAGUCGUUUCUGACCAGCUGAGCUGAGGACUUGCUGUGAUUGAGUGGGGUGUGGAUAUUAGGAUCCAAUGUCAACAAUAGGAAAGUGUUGGGUAUGAUAAAACCCACUAACCCACUGGGUGCUCCAGGAUAAAAAAAUGGUUAAAAUCCCACAUUUGUACCAUCUUAAUCUGAAACUUGACAGAUCUUUGGAAAGCAGUUGAGUCAAUGGAACCUCUUCAGAAAUGAGUGCGAAUUUCCUGCUCCGAGUGCUUUAUUCACAAACGGCCUCGUGAGCAGGAAGCCAGGGUUUUACAGGUGUCUGAGAUAAUUGCCUGUGCAGCUGGCGCUCAUCACUGGAACAGUUAACCACUUAAUGCUUGGCCUGCUUUGAUGAAGGCUUUAAUGACUUGCCAUAUGCGCUAAAUGCGCAUUUAAUGAUAAUCAAAUGCGGGUUACUUUAUUGCAGGCAGGGAUGCUUAUGUUAAACUAAUACUGUUUGAAAAUAUGUUUAAAUGGUACACAAAGAAAUAGGAAACCAGAAUUAUAUUAAGCUAAACUCAAAGAAGCAGAAUGCACUGGACUAAGGUUGGCCAUGCUCCGGUUCUGGAGCCCUGCAGCCAGUUCCGGACGCGGAGCUGGAGCCAGAGCUCAAGUUCCGGAGCAGCUCCACUAUUUCCUGCCUUUCACAUUUUAAAAAAUCCUUCCUGAAUUAUUCAGUUUAAACAUUUGAAUGAACAAAAUAAAUAAGUAUAUAAAAUAACAAUGUAAAUUCAGAAGUACUUUAAUAAACAUAAUAUUUCUAUUGAUUUAAGGGGUCGUCCCAAAUUACCAACUUGAAUCAUGUAUUCCGGUAUAUGCAGCCAUAAUCACAUAGCUAUUUACUACUGACUUUAUUGUAUUUCAGAACUGCUCUUAUCUGUAAUAUGAGAUUUGAUAAUGUGAUAUUUUGUAACAACUGUAAGUUGCCCUGGAUAAGGGUGUCUGCUAAGAAAUAAAUAAUAAUAGCAAGAGGACAUAAGAGAUUAUUCAAAUGCAAUUCAAAAUGUACAUAGAAGGCUUGGAUUGAAUAUUCAAAUAUAAGCUUGUUGAAUAUUGGUACAAAUAAAGGCAGGUAUCAUGUUCACAAUGUAGUUUGUAACAGACAGACCGUUUGUUGAAAAUAAAGAAAGGAAUCGGCUGGAUUUGAACCCAGUCCUGUGAGGAGGAAUAGUACAUAGCUAAUGAAUUAGACCAUUGUGCCAUGUCACUUCUAUUGAAGAGCUUGCUUUUUCAUUGAUUUUAAGGUACAUUAACCAAGUCUUUGAAAGAAUCAGCUGGAUUUGAAGCCAGUCCCCAAAGAGGGACAGCACAGCAUUUCAAUGAAUUAUCACACUUGCACAAAGAGUAAAGCUGGCUCCCCUGCUGCGUGAAACACAUUAUUACAUUUUGUGAUGUGGACCUGGUGAUAAGUUGUGAUUCUCAACUCGGUUUCAUUUGUGACUUGAACUGGAUUCAAAGCCAAACCUUAUAGGCUUGUAAGGUAAAUUAAAACAAUAUUUUUGAAAACGAGGCACUUGUGCCUCAUGUUAGAUUUGAACCGAUUACCCUGGGAAUCCGAGUCCAAUGUUCUGCCAAGCAGAGAACAGCUUAACAGCCAUAUAAAAUGUCAACUAGUACUUGAAUUAAUUCUUUGUACAAUAUGUAGGGGCAGGUUGAGGCGAGCCAGAGCACAUCCAACCAUAUACUGGAUUUGCUAGCAAUAAUUAUAAAGCACGCUUUUGACUAUCUGCUUUUAACACCAAUCAGCCAUAACUAGAUGAUGUUUAUAGUACAUUGAGCUAACAGAAUUAUUUCAGUAAAUCUUAUGUAUUUCUAAGCUAUUAAUGAAAACAAAACAUCAGAUUUCACAUAUGUCAAGGCUGCACUUCAGGUUUGUCCCCACAAUCUACUUCAAGAGGUCACAUGAAAAAUGCAUGAAGGAGAAUGCAAAAGUUUUACACAAUAUCCCAUAAACCUCAUGGCUUGAAUAUCCCUUCCCAGUACUGUUA